AGUCGCAGCUGCUUUCCGAGGAGUCGGUGUUGCCAAGAUUGCCAAAAUGCUUUGUAGUUUUUAACAGAAGUGAAGACAAGUCCAGAGUUGAUUUCAACCUGUCCAAAGAGAAGCUGCAGCAAGGGGGACUCAGUGCCAAUGCAUCAACCAAAAAGACAACCAGAAUUAGUGGAAGGAAGUCUGCCUGUGUUUGUGUUUCCCACAGAGUUAAUAUUUUAUGCAGAUGAUCAGUCAACACACAAACAAGUGUUGACUCUCUAUAAUCCUUAUGAGUUUGCUUUGAAGUUCAAAGUUUUGUGUACUACUCCAAAUAAGUAUGUUGUCGCUGAUGCUGCAGGUGCAGUAAAGCCUCAGUGUUGUGUGGAUAUUGUGGUUCGUCAUCGAGAUGUCCGCUCCUGUCACUAUGGUGUAAUAGACAAAUUCCGGCUCCAAGUUUCCGAGCAGAGUCAGAGGAAGGCUUUAGGAAGAAAGGAGGUGGUGGCUACUCUUCUUCCAUCUGCAAAAGAACAACAAAAGGAAGAAGAGGAAAAAAGGAUAAAGGAACAUUUAACAGAAACUGUAUUCUUUGAGCAGUCGUCUCAACCAGAAAACAGAACGGUUCCCUCAGGCCCUAGUUUACUGACUGUCUUCCUGGGAGUGGUGUGCAUUGCGGCCCUGAUGCUCCCGACGCUGGGGGAUGUGGAAUCGCUGGUGCCUCUCUACCUCCACUUAAGUGUGAAUCAGAAAUUAGUGGCUGCUUACAUUUUAGGUCUUAUCACAAUGGCUAUACUUAGAACAUGA
Messenger RNA from Chrysochloris asiatica (Cape golden mole), 780 nucleotides. RefSeq names its product motile sperm domain containing 1 (gene MOSPD1). The record is from RefSeq and is a predicted model, not a curated record. Bases 139 to 780 code for a protein of 213 amino acids. Gene Ontology annotation, cellular component: cytoplasm. Lineage: Eukaryota; Metazoa; Chordata; Mammalia; Afrosoricida; Chrysochloridae. The transcript is spliced from 6 exons.